AGCAUCAAGGCGGCGCCAACGCGACCGCCUGCGCGCGACAUGGCCCUCCGCGCCGCCAUGCUGCGCAAACGCACCAUGGAGGACGGCGCCGACGGUGGCGCGGCGGCCAGCAGCGGGGCUGCUCCGGCGGCGGCGCAGGGGCUCGGCAUCAUCGAGCCCCGCGUCAUCUGCACGCCCAUCGACCUCAGCAGCGACAGCGACGACAAGCCGCUGCUGAAGAAGGUCGCGCGCACUGACCCAGAGAGUGCGGACAGGCUCGCGCUGACUGACGCGCAGCAGCACGGACGCGUCGGCUCGGCUCAGGCCCCCACGCUGGACGGCUACACGCGGCCGGUGGGGGCACCGAACCCAGAGGACAUCACUCGCGAGCAGUACCACCAGUUCAUGCUCGGCAAGCCGGAGAAGUACUCCGCGGAGCUGAG
Molecule: messenger RNA, 422 nt
Organism: Prorocentrum cordatum
Lineage: Eukaryota; Dinophyceae; Prorocentrales; Prorocentraceae
Source: the annotation of a GenBank genome assembly